Molecule: messenger RNA, 996 nt
Organism: Austrofundulus limnaeus
Lineage: Eukaryota; Metazoa; Chordata; Actinopteri; Cyprinodontiformes; Rivulidae
Source: RefSeq, a predicted model, not a curated record
CCUCUGGUGUGGUGGAGCUUGUCUGUGGGACCAGAGGAGAUAAGGUCUGCUGAGACCAGGCUCCUGGAGAAGACUUUCCCAGACCGAACCGAGGAGCAGGUCCGUGAGCAGCAGAGCUUCCUGUGGAAGUUCACCUCCUCCCCAGCCUUCCAGCAUAMAUCCAGGCUGGGCUCGUACCGCUUCACCUUCCCCCUGGAGGAGGUGCUGAGUGCCUACAGCCAGCAGUUCUGCCGUGGUGCUCCGCCUGUCAUGCGGGUUUACAGGACGAUGCUGUUCAAACAGGAAGUGGUUCAUGUUGUUCUGGUCCACAGUCCAGACAAUCAGACCUUCUCUGAUUAUCCUCUGCUGACAGACGACCCGAACGCUGUCUGUGUUUACAGAGACGGUCGUUUCAUCUGGAGACCAGAGGCCAUGAGUGAUACUCUCUGGUAUGAGCUGGACCUCAGACCUGAUCAGAAGCAGAUGGAAGCUGUUGAAGUUUGGGAUCAUCAGUUUUUUGUUUGGAAUCAUGUCGCCAUCGCCCUGCAUGUGGAGAAACCAAAGAAGCCGCUGAAGUUUGAUGAUGAAAAACUACGAAAAAACCUCAAGUUCUGUGAAAAAGUAAUGCUGAAUAAGAGGAAGAACAACCGUGAAGAUAAACCUGGAGACACUUUCGACGAAGCCAAUCAGAACGUCAGGGACCUGUGGCCAGGUUGGAACGGUCCUCUGGAGGCGGAGCUUCCACUUCAGCAGAGUUUCACAGGUCCUCAACACCCACCUGGACCAGGAGGACCCUCAGCAGACCUGGGACCAGGUCUGGGAUCUGAGUUACUGAAGCUGGAUCUGAGUUACUGAAGAUGACUGUUUACUGACCCAGGAUGAAGAACCCAGAUCCAACAGAACCGCUUAACGUCCAGAAGACAUCUGCUGAGCUUCAAUCAAAACACAAGAUUCAAUAUGUUACCUGUUACCUGCUGGUCCUGGUCCACUGUUCUGGUCCUGGUCCACUGUUCUGGU